Molecule: messenger RNA, 1047 nt
Organism: Perkinsus marinus ATCC 50983
Lineage: Eukaryota; Perkinsozoa; Perkinsida; Perkinsidae
Exons: 8
Coding region: 1-1047 (348 amino acids)
Biological process (GO): transport
Molecular function (GO): transmembrane transporter activity
Source: RefSeq, a predicted model, not a curated record
AUGGCUACAUAUUUGGGCCAGUGUUUGACGCUAGGACAGUUGCAUACUUUGGCUGGGGCUACAGCCUCGUUCGUGGCGGUGAUAUCGUCUUAUCCAUUGGACUUGAUGAAAAAUAGAGUAGCUUCUGCGUCCCUAUACAAGUCCCCUUUGGACUGUAUGAGGAUCACAUGGAAAAAUGAGGGUUUUAAAGGCUUCUAUAAAGGAGUAUCGUCGCCUAUGAUUGGGGACGUGGCGAUUGGGAUGACAGCCUUCGGAGUGUAUGGGUAUAUGAGUACUCGCCUUAAGCAGAGUUCUAACAAUUCGUUCAGUCCGACCAAAACGGCCGCUAUUUCUGGAGGGACUGCGGGCUUGGCAGCUGCUGUGAUUGGAUGUCCUUUCGAAGUGGUUAAGCUUCAACUCCAGAUGCAGUACGUGCGAGGCCUCAGCGCUUCUAUCAACGUUGCUUCGUCGGAGUAUACUUACCAAGAGUCGGAGUUUUCCAAGCGCAAGGUGAACUUGAUAUCACUAAUGUAUUGGAGUAACCUCAUCCAAGCUAUCAUCCUGUUCAUGCUGGUCACAAGAGAUCAGUCCACUCUGAUUCCACACUGGUCCCCUAUGCAGGUACCGUACGACCUGGUCGCCUCGGAUCACUCGGAGGUGUUACAGUGGCCGGCAGCGUAUCGGUGUAUAAUGGCCUCUGAUGAGAGGGUCAAUCCCGAAUGCGCUAAUGGGCAGGCUGGGAUCUACCUAGGGUCGUGUAUUCUGUGGAUGCUCAUUUCCCAAUUGCUCCAAGCGGAGUUGGUCCGACAUGCAGGAGCCAGCCUCUGUGCUGUAGUCAUGACGCUGGGCUUGCCUACCACCGCCCUCGCUUUUUCCAUGCCUGAGCUUAUGGGGGACCAUAUCGAGCCUAUUGAUCGCUCAACCAUGUUGGCCCUCUCGGUGAUUCUGUUGGGCGUAAGCUUAUACCGUUCGGCUAAUAUAAGCGAUAAUGCUCCUGUUAGCCCGAAGAGUGCCGCAGUCUUGGUGCAGUCCACAGACUCGAACGGUAUGUAUUUCCGUAGGCGCUAA